UUAAAACAAUAGGGUAUUUUGUUUUGUCUUAACCUUAUUGAUAUGUAAAAGAUAUAAAGAUUAAAAUAAUAAUGUUAUAUCGUUACAACUCCAAUCAAAUAUAUUGUAAGUUGAAUUAUAAUCUUUCAAAAUGGAAUUGGAUGAUAUUGAAAUGGACACAAGUAGAUCAAAUAAUGAGAUUGUAUAUGAGAACUUAAAGAUUUCGACCGACAAUUCCGCUACCGAAUCACAGUCAAAGAAAACUGAAGAGGAACAUUAUGAGACAUUAAAAUAUGGUGAUUAUGAUAAAAGAAAAGUUGAAAGUGGAGAUGACGACACUGUGAAGCGACUGAAAUAUGUGAUUUAUGUAUUGAUAGUGUUGAUAAGUGUUGUUUACAUCACUCUUAUCACGUUAGUCAUUGUACUGUUCGUUCCGAAAGAACCAGUCGACGGUCGUUGGGCACAAUGGACAAGCUGGACCACCUGUGACGUAACGUGUGGUAAUGGAAAACAUCUACGGUUAAGAACAUGUACAAAUCCAGUGCCUAUGAAUAAGGGAAGUAACUGCAUUGGAGAAAGUUUGCAGAGCAGUGAAUGCUCAAAAGACAACUGUCCAGUAAAUGGUCAAUUGGCACACUGGUCAAGCUGGACUUCAUGUGACGUCACAUGCGGAAAAGGAUCUCGUCAACGUUCGAGAACAUGUACAAAUCCAGUUCCAGCUAAUGGUGGACACGAUUGUACAGGAGCGAUAAGAGAAACAGAUGAAUGUUCCAAUGACGCAUGUCCAGGUCAUUGCAUAUCAUUAUUUCAAGUCGAUGGUCAAUGGGCAUAUUGGUCAAGUUGGACAUCAUGCGACGUUACAUGUGGAAACGGAAGGCAACUACGGACAAGGAGAUGUACGAAUCCAAUGCCCGAGCAUAAAGGAAAGGAUUGUUUAGGAGAGAGUUUACAGAGUCGUCAAUGCUCAAAAGGAAUCUGCCCAACAUUCAAGUCUGCAUUUUCUGUCAAAAGUCCAAAUACCUACAGCAACAUCAAUGAAAUUAAUAAACUGACCUUUUCUAAUACUAUUUACCAGUAUGGCAAUGAUUUUAGUAUCUCGACAGGAACUUACACCUGUAGCAAAUCCGGUGUUUACCAUUUUUCUGUUACAUUGGUAAAGAAACGAGCAUCUUCAAGAGUUGAUAUGGUUCAUUGUUUUCUUUACAAGAAUAGGCAAUCUCUGAUUUACAUAGGAGUUGAUCCAACUGACGAUGACACAGACAAAGGUCAUGCUGCUGUAUCUCAGUCUAUUGCGAUAAGUCUUGAUGUUGGAGACACUGUGUUCCUAACUAAAUGCAGCGAUCCAAGCACACACAUGGAGGAUUGGUCCUCGUUUACUGGAUUUCUCCUAUAUGACAACAAUUGAAUUUUGUAUUUUUCCGGCAAAACCAAAUCUAUAGUGUAGAAUAAUCUAAUUUCCAAUACAGUGUUUUGGAAAUUAACAAUGUUUGUCUAUGGUUGUGAAAAAAACAAAUAUUUAGUGAUGACAUUAAAAGCACUUUU
Messenger RNA from Ruditapes philippinarum (Manila clam), 1521 nucleotides. RefSeq names its product coadhesin-like. Gene Ontology annotation, molecular function: protein binding. Bases 131 to 1384 code for a protein of 417 amino acids. The record is from RefSeq and is a predicted model, not a curated record. NCBI's taxonomy places the organism in Eukaryota, Metazoa, Mollusca, Bivalvia, Venerida, Veneridae. The transcript is spliced from 5 exons.